Molecule: messenger RNA, 2239 nt
Organism: Cladophialophora immunda
Lineage: Eukaryota; Fungi; Ascomycota; Eurotiomycetes; Chaetothyriales; Herpotrichiellaceae
Exons: 3
Coding region: 254-2023 (589 amino acids)
Biological process (GO): metal ion transport; transmembrane transport
Cellular component (GO): membrane
Molecular function (GO): metal ion transmembrane transporter activity
Source: RefSeq, a predicted model, not a curated record
AGACUGGGCUUUUCAGGCGCAAAUUUGAUUUUGGCGGCGAAGCCGUCUCAAGGUGGUGCAGCUAGGGUAUUAGGAGGAGGCUUUUAAAGGAUGAUCUCACCGUCUCUCCUCUCGAGACGGACGUUCUCUGCAGUGAUACUCGGCCGCUGAUGAGCCCCGCACCGCGGACGCUCUCUUUCAGAUGAAAAAGGUUCACUUAUUGCUGCAUCUGGCUUCAGUCGCCGGCUUCGAUUAAACCGGCCAGAUAGGAAAGAUGAGCGAGUCAACGGAGCCCGUCCACGACGGCGUGGACGAGUUCGUAGUGGACCCCAUUCGCGUGUCUCUCCUCGCGACCAUCGACGACGAGAACACUGCCUACAAGGACCCAAACAAGACGGAUCGCUACUCCUUCUUCGAGGCCAAGACAGUUGACAUAUGGGAAACGGCCGGUCGAGGCGCGCAGAUUGUGGAUCGAAGCUACCCAGUGUCGCGGCGACUACCCCAGGAUCUGUUUGAGGCGUAUCACCCAGCGAUACCUCGCGGGAGUCGUCUUGCUCUUCGACUCUUGUGCACGCGCCCGGCGCUUGGAGGCAAUCAGACGGCCAAGCACGAUGACACGGGACCCCCGGGCGAUCGACAGAUCAAUUAUCUCCCGUUCCUGGCCGCAGAUGUGCAGGAGCUGGUCCGUCAAUGGGAUCUCAAUCGCGAAUACACCUGGAUGAGGCUAAAUGCGCGCGAAGUGGGCAAUUUUCAGCGCAAGACGGUAUGGAACUUUGACAUAGAGCCACCCAGGGCAGUUCGAAUGGGAGUGGUGAUCCAUUUUCCGUUCGUCCUCCGCCCAGCUCGACGAGCAAAAUACCUGACAAAUACAAAGGGCGGGGGCACCGCAUCCCGGCGGUCGCUGAAGUCGACGUACAACCCGCGACGCGACGACCCAUUCCUGUGGUCCUUUGCCAUGUCGCACUCCCUACGUGACGGGAAAAGUCGCUGCCUGCUCGACGGGCUCACAGACUGGGCAAUCGGGGACGUCUCGCGCCGGCUCUUGAAGGCGUCGCAGCACUGGUACCUGCACCCGCUCCACGUGCCAGUGAUCCUGCUCAACAUCUUCUUUGACCACGCGGCUUGGGAGGUCAACCGGCUGUGCGUCGAAGUUGGGCAUUUUGAGUUCCUGUCGCGCGACGCUCAAAUCGGCUCGCUCCAGCACUUCGACAUCAUCACCACCCAGCUGCAGUAUAUCCGCCGUGACCUUGAAUUCCUGCAGUCGCUGGCAAAGUUCCUGCUCGAGACCAUGGAGUUUCUCGAGCAGAAGAUUUUCCUGCGUGAGUGGGACAGCAGGGUAGGCAGAGACGACGGCACCGUGACUUCGUACAGGGCCUAUGUACACCAGACGAAUCCACAUAUGGAGGAGAAGCUGAUGAACAUUUCGCAUUUGAUCGACAACAACAUAUCGACGUGCCAGUACUUGCAAGCGAGGACAAGGGAUGCAUUAGAUUUUAUCAAGGGCAAAAUUUCGCUGCGCGACAACGAAUCGAAUCGCGAGGAUGCCGACUCCAACAAGACCAUGUCGUUCCUGCAGAUGAUCUUCCUUCCCGCUACAUUCGUGGCUGCCAUUGUGUCCAUGAACUUUUUCGACCUGACGACGUCCCCGCCCCGAGUGAGCAGCUACAUCUGGAUCUUCUGGCUUGUCAGCCUCGGGCUUACGGCCGUCGUACUGGCCAUUUAUUUCUUCUGGCGGUGGAAGGGUAAGGUCAAGGCGGCGGAGGAGCGCAAGGAGGCCAGGAGACGGGAGAAGAUGUUGGGGUGGGAGGAGGGUGGAGGUGAUCAGAGUCCCUACGACACUGGGACCGGCAGCGAUCCGGAUAGUGAUGGGGGCGAGGGUGGGAGGAAAGGGCGUAAGAGCCGGAGGAGGAGUCGGCGGACACGCGAAAGAGGAAAUAAGAAAGGGAGAAGAAGUACUAGCGAGGAGAGCGCGGAAGAUGGCAGGGCCGCAGGCACCACGACCGGGCAGAUAAAGAGGAAAGAAAAGCCCGAGUUGGUCAUGUAGUUGGCUUGUUCGUGGCUGGAUGUCGUUGCGCUCGAGUCGAUAAAUGGCCCCUCCCCCUAGGCAUUGGACUGACGGCAAGCCAGCUCACGGGCUAUACAUCUGGAGGGAGAUGGAGGAGAUGCAGGUUACCCAACGACGAGAUAGAUCGCCGUUUCUUAAUGCACUCUGUUCCAAUCCAUAUGUCCCCGCAGAAAGUGGAUGGGGAACAUGCAACGC